AUGCAAUUUUCAACCUUAGCUAUCUUAUCAAUUGCCUCAAGUGCUUUAGCCAGUUAUAAUUCAACUGUUACAGACAUUGGAACCACUAUUAUCACUGUGACUAGUUGUCAUGAAGAUAAAUGUACUGAGGUCCCAGUAACUACGGGAAUUUUGACAGUUACCGAAGAAUUUACAACUUAUACAACAUACUGUCCAUUAACUAGCGAAGAAGAAGGUGAAAAAACCACUGUUGCUGGUGAAUCAUCAACUGAAUCAUCUGCUGCUCCAUCAACUCAUGCUAAUGCUACUGUUUCAUCAUACUCAGCUGGUGCCGGUAAAAUGCAAGUUGGAGGUGCUGUCUUAUUAGGUGCUGCUUUAUUAUUAUAA
Lodderomyces pseudojiufengensis is the source of this 366-nucleotide messenger RNA. RefSeq lists its product as uncharacterized. The record is from RefSeq and is a predicted model, not a curated record. The transcript is spliced from 2 exons. Bases 1 to 366 code for a protein of 121 amino acids. NCBI's taxonomy places the organism in Eukaryota, Fungi, Ascomycota, Pichiomycetes, Serinales, Debaryomycetaceae.